CUUCCUUCCUUUCUUUCUUCUUCCCCAAACCAGAACGGCAGAGCACGCCGCCCGCACAUUCGCGGCUGCUCGUCCAAACCCUAGAGUCGCACCGCCCAAUCGCCCGAAUCCCUCAUGCUGCGCGCGGCGGCGGCUGCCGCCGCUGCCUUCCCGGCGCGGUUCGCCGCCGUGCCGGCCGUGGCGGCGGUGGAGGAGAUGCGGUCGCCGCUGCUCAGGGUUUUCGGGUCGCUGAGGGGCGGCCGGAGCUCGGUGAUGGGGAGGCGGGCGCGCUUCUGCUCCAGCUCCUCCGGGAGCGACUCCGAGGCCGCCGCGGCGGCCGCAGCGGAGGCGAAGGCCGAGGAUGCGGUUGCCGCCGAGGGUGAGGCGGAAGGCAAGCCGUCCUCCGCCAUCGUCUCCACCAACCCCCGUCCUGAGGACUUCCUCUCGGUCAUUGCACUGCCUCUUCCACACCGACCACUCUUUCCAGGAUUUUAUAUGCCGAUCUAUGUAAAGGACCAAAAGCUGUUGCAAGCCUUAAUUGAAAAUCGCAAAAGAUCAGCCCCAUACGCAGGUGCCUUUCUUGUGAAGGAUGAAGAGGGUACUGACCCUAGUAUUGUAGCCAGUCCAGAUUCAUCAGACAAUAAAACCAUUGAUAGUCUCAAAGGGAAGGAGUUGUUGAAGCGUCUUCAUGAAGUUGGCACUCUGGCUCAGAUAACUAGCAUACAAGGGGAUCAGGUAGUGCUUCUUGGUCACCGGCGUUUGCGGAUAACUGAGAUGGUUGAGGAGGACCCACUUACAGUUAAAGUUGACCAUCUGAAGGAAAAUACCUACAACAAGGAUGACGAUGUUAUAAAAGCAACCUCAUUUGAAGUUAUAUCAACUUUAAGGGAGGUUCUCAAGACAAGUUCCCUUUGGAAGGAUCAUGUUCAGACCUACAUACAGCACGUAGGUGAUUUCAACUACCCACGGCUAGCAGACUUCGGUGCUGCUAUUUCCGGUGCCAACAAGUUGCUUUGCCAGGAAGUGCUCGAGGAAUUAGAUGUAGAUAAGCGUCUAAAGUUAACUCUUGAGUUAGUAAAGAAGGACAUGGAGAUCAGUAAGUUACAGCAAGCAAUUGCAAAGGCAAUUGAAGAAAAAAUUAGCGGUGAUCAGCGACGUUAUUUAUUGAACGAACAACUUAAAGCAAUCAAGAAGGAGCUAGGUUUGGAGACUGAUGACAAGACAGCAUUGUCUGAAAAGUUUAGGGAAAGGAUUGAAGCAAAGAAAGACAAGUGUCCUCCUCAUGUUUUGCAAGUCAUUGAAGAAGAGCUCACCAAGCUACAGCUGCUAGAAGCCAGUUCUAGUGAGUUCAAUGUAACUCGCAAUUAUUUGGACUGGCUGACGGUAUUACCAUGGGGAAAUUAUAGCAAUGAGAAUUUUGAUGUUCAUCAUGCCCAACAAAUCCUUGAUGAAGACCAUUAUGGUCUGAGUGAUGUUAAAGAGAGAAUACUGGAGUUCAUAGCAGUUGGGAAGCUAAGAGGGACUUCGCAAGGGAAGAUCAUAUGUCUUUCUGGGCCACCAGGAGUCGGUAAAACUAGUAUUGGUCGCUCUAUUGCACGUGCAUUGAAUCGACAGUUUUACAGAUUUUCUGUUGGAGGUUUGGCCGAUGUGGCAGAAAUCAAGGGGCAUCGGCGGACCUAUGUUGGUGCAAUGCCAGGGAAGAUGGUGCAGUGUCUCAAAUCAGUUGGGACAGCAAAUCCUCUGGUAUUGAUAGAUGAGAUCGACAAGCUUGGGAGAGGGCAUUCUGGUGAUCCAGCGAGUGCACUGCUGGAACUUCUGGACCCUGAGCAGAAUAUUAAUUUUUUGGACCACUACCUUGAUGUUCCUAUUGACCUAUCCAAGGUUCUGUUUGUUUGCACAGCAAAUGUUAUUGAUACAAUACCUAAUCCGUUGCUGGAUAGAAUGGAGAUCAUUUCAAUAGCUGGUUAUAUAACUGAUGAGAAGAUGCAUAUUGCUCGGGACUAUCUGGAGAAGAAUACUAGAGAGGCUUGUGGCAUUAAACCUGAACAGGUUGAAGUUACAGAUGCUGCCCUCCUUGCCCUUAUUGAAAAUUACUGCCGAGAAGCAGGAGUGCGGAACCUUCAAAAGCAGAUUGAGAAAAUUUACCGGAAGAUAGCUCUGCAGCUUGUCCGCCAAGGGGUAUCAAAUGAGCCAGCCCUAGAGGCUGUGAUUGUCACACCAAGCGUAGAACCUACUGAUGGUGGUAGUGCAACAAUCGUGAAAGAUGAGAAGUUGAAUGAUCCUGCCGUCAAAGAUCCCGAGGAAACUAAAGAACCAUCUCUGAAAGAAACUCUUGUAACUGAGCCAGCUCUAUCAACCGACACAUUGAGCACACCAGAGGGCAACAAGGACACAGACGGAGUAAAGGAGGAGGCAGCAGACAAGGCAGUUAAGAAGGUACUAAUUGAUUCAUCAAACCUUGACGAUUUUGUCGGGAAACCUGUAUUCCAUGCUGAGCGUAUAUAUGAGCAAACUCCUGUUGGAGUGGUCAUGGGUUUAGCUUGGACUUCUAUGGGUGGUUCUACUUUGUACAUUGAAACAACAAAAGUGGAGGAAGGAGAAGGAAAAGGUGCACUUGUGAUGACGGGGCAGCUUGGAGAUGUCAUGAAAGAGAGUGCUCAGAUUGCUCACACAGUCAGUAGAGCUAUACUACGAGAUAGAGAGCCAGAUAAUCAAUUCUUUGCAAACUCAAAGUUGCACUUGCAUGUUCCUGCAGGGGCCACCCCUAAGGAUGGCCCUAGUGCUGGAUGUACCAUGAUUACAUCAAUGUUGUCCUUGGCUAUGGGAAAACCUGCCAGGAAGGACUUAGCAAUGACUGGUGAAGUAACAUUGACUGGAAGAAUCCUCCCAAUCGGCGGGGUAAAAGAGAAGGCCAUUGCUGCCAGGCGAAGCUCAAUAAAGACGAUCAUAUUUCCAGCAGCAAACAAAAGGGAUUUCGAUGAGCUUGCUGCUAACGUAAAGGAGGGUCUCGAGGUUCACUUUGUUGACACAUACAGUGAAAUAUACAAGAUAGCUUUCCAGAACGAGACGGAAACAAGCUAGCAAGCAAUUCAAACAGAGUAUUCAGAUUGCGCCGAGGUCUUUGGGGCAAGACUGAAUACUGAACGAAGUUUGCAGCUAGGCCAUUCUUUGCAAGAUCAGGAGUAACUUUUUGUUGUAAUGAUUGUUUUUUCCUAGUGCCCCAUGUGACAAUAUGUUUUACGGAAAUUUUGACGAGAAUGUCCGUAGCUAGAUAGCUGAGGAGCCAUGUCAAAUAAGGAAAACUAGAGGUUUGUUACAAACCCAAGAAUGUACAAGUUUUUUUUAAUGAUUCUACGAUUGUUUCAUUAUGGACUUUGUUGGUA
Molecule: messenger RNA, 3362 nt
Organism: Triticum urartu
Lineage: Eukaryota; Viridiplantae; Streptophyta; Magnoliopsida; Poales; Poaceae
Product: lon protease homolog, mitochondrial
Biological process (GO): protein quality control for misfolded or incompletely synthesized proteins; mitochondrion organization; protein catabolic process
Cellular component (GO): mitochondrial matrix
Molecular function (GO): ATP hydrolysis activity; serine-type endopeptidase activity; ATP-dependent peptidase activity
Source: RefSeq, a predicted model, not a curated record